Molecule: messenger RNA, 3337 nt
Organism: Mytilus californianus (California mussel)
Lineage: Eukaryota; Metazoa; Mollusca; Bivalvia; Mytilida; Mytilidae
Product: discoidin domain-containing receptor 2-like
Exons: 16
Coding region: 430-3219 (929 amino acids)
Biological process (GO): cell surface receptor protein tyrosine kinase signaling pathway; positive regulation of kinase activity; protein phosphorylation
Cellular component (GO): signaling receptor complex
Molecular function (GO): collagen binding; protein tyrosine kinase collagen receptor activity; ATP binding
Source: RefSeq, a predicted model, not a curated record
AAUAACAUUAGUAUUAGUUCAAUUGAUCUAUUAAAAAAAUCACCUCCUUGAUGGUGAAUAGCGCCUUUGUAAUUUAUUGGGAUGUUUGAAGCGAUGAAAUUAUAAAAUCUUUUCAUGUUUAAUCAAAGGGCAUUGAUACCUAGACAAAGAUGAGCACAGAAGAAUGGAUUAAACAGAUACUGAUGAUCUGGCUUUUGACCUUUGGUUGACUGCAUGUGACCAGCAGCUGUUUUGUGAUUGGAUACUGAUGAAAGUAAAAAGACAGAUACUGACCUAAAAUUUGGUUUACAAACUUAAAUAGUCUAUGCCUUUUGAGUGAUUGAAUGGUAUUUUUAAGUGGUAGCCAGUGUGUUGAUACUGUAAUGAAAGAUGUGAGGAUUUUUACCAACAGUGCUGAAUAUUUUAAUGGAUUUAAAUUGAAUAUAUAACAUGGAGUUUUUAUUCCACCCUGGCAAAAUGAAGUGGAUAUAUAUGAUUGGAAUUAUACUUUGCUGUGGAUUGGGAAGAGUAAAUUCAGUGGAUCUCUCUUUAUGUGAAAAAUCCCUGGGUAUGGAGAAUUUCAAGCUACCAGAUUCUGCCAUAACGGCCAGUUCUUCCUAUGAAGAUCAGUCAGUUGGUCCAAAAAGUGCUAGAAUAAGACAGGAGCUGUAUGGAGGAGCCUGGUGUCCUAAACAGAUGAUCACUAAGGAAUCUUAUGAGUAUUUACAGGUUGAUCUUGGCGAGUUAACAGUCAUUACAAAGGUCGAAGUUCAAGGACGCUUUGGCAAUGGACAGGGUCAGGAAUUUACAGAAUAUUUUUUACUGGAAUAUCAGCGUGAAGAUGAUGGUGAAUGGGUUAGAUUUAAAAACAGGAAAGGGAUUGAGCAUUUUAAAGGAAAUACCAACACAUAUUUAACAGAAAUGUGCGAGGUAGAUCCUCCCAUAGUCUGUAAACGUAUUCGGUUUAUUCCAUUCAGUCAGAAGAGACGGACUGUUUGUAUGAGGGUAGAAUUGUAUGGCUGUAAAUGGCUCUCUGGUGUAGUUGCAUAUUCAAUGCCACAAGGAGAUAGACGUGGUGCUGAAGUGGAUCUUUUUGACUUUACAUAUGAUGGUAUAUUCUAUGAGAACCAUUUAUCGAAUGGCAUGGGACAGUUAAUAGAUGGAGAAACAGGGGGAGAUAAUUUCCGAUCAGACAAACACAACUUUGGUAUAAAAGGGUAUGACUGGGUCGGAUGGAAGAAUGACUCAAUGGUCAGAAAUAAACCUGUGGAAAUCAUCUUCAAAUUUGAGCAAGUUCGGAACUUUUCUUUCAUGACGAUACACACAAACAACCACUUCAGUAAAGAUGUGCGAGUGUUUAGCAAAGCUGUGAUUUAUUUUAGUGUUGGCGGGAAGUUUUACCAGAAAAAACCUCUGAUUCAUACUGAAUACCAGGACAAAUGGGUGGAGUAUGCCAGAGAUGUUAAUGUCUCCCUGUCAAAUAAUAUUGGACGUUACGUUAAAGUUUAUCUAUACUUCGAUGAUAAGUGGAUUAUGAUCAGCGAAGUUGACUUCAGCUCAAAGCCAGCUGAUAAUUAUACUGUAGAAGUGGCGCCACCUACAACCAAAGGGCCCUCAACUCUACCACCUGCGAUACCAAAACAAGAUUUCUUUGAUGUUCCUAUAAGUUACGAUAAGCCAAGUCAACCAAUGGAGGAUAUCCCACCAUCGAAAGAAGCGGCCCCAGAUGAUAAUAUUAUUGCUAUAAUAGUUGGAACCUUAGCAGCACUGAUUGCUCUGUUAGUCGCCAUAGUUUGUUUUAUUUUCUGGCGGCAAAGACGGAGCAAACAGAAUAACAAUAGGCACAGUCUGAAACCAGCUGUCGAUAGAAACAUACCGAUCAACAUGAACGAUUUACACGGCACUAGGAAUGGGAAGGUUUUAAAUGGUAACGUUUAUAACAGUGUGGCGACUGACGAUGUGGAAUGUGAUGCACACAUUUGUAAUGGUGAUAAAUCAUUUUCAAGAGAUUAUGCCAUUCCUGAUGUUACCAAGUCAGCAUUGGUGGUGGCACUACCUCCUCAGCCACCACAGCCACCAUUGAGAGGAACACCAAACCCAACACAAGGACAACCAAUACUGAUUAACUCCCUUGACAAACCACCGACUUACGAUGCCCUGUAUGCUGCCGCUGAUGUUAUUAAUGUUCAAGUACCCAACAUUCCCAGCUUGCAAGGUGUCAGUGGUAAUAAUGUUUAUGCUGUUCCUAAUGCAGAAAUCCUCCUAACAUUGGAGCACUCAGUGACUCAGUUUCCUAGAGACAAUCUACAGUUUAUCGAAGUUUUGGGAGAAGGACAAUUCGGAGAGGUACAUUUAUGUGAGGCUUUAAAUGUUAGUGAAUUCAUUAAUGACGACUACUUCAUAAACAGAAAUAGUAAUAGACCUGUUUUAGUGGCUGUGAAAAUGUUACGGAGAAAUGCAGAUGACAGGGCGAGAGCCGAUUUUCAUAAAGAAAUAAAGAUAAUGUCUCAGCUAAAGGAUCCAAAUAUUGUCCGUGUUCUGGGAGUUUGUACUCGGGAGGAACCGCUUUGUAUGAUCGUGGAAUACAUGAAAUAUGGAGAUCUUAAUCAGUUCCUUCUGGAUCAUGUACCCGAAAGUCCUGUUGCCCUGGCAACAAACGCAAAGACAUUGAGUUACGGCUGUUUGAUAUACAUGGCGUCACAGAUUGCAUCUGGAAUGAAAUAUUUAGAAUCAUUAAAUAUGGUACAUAGAGACUUGGCUACACGUAAUUGUUUAGUGGGCACAAACUAUACCAUAAAAAUAUCGGAUUUUGGAAUGAGUAGGAGUCUGUAUAGUGCUGAUUAUUAUAGGAUAGAAGGACGAGCUGUGUUACCUAUUCGAUGGAUGGCUUGGGAAAGUAUACUACUGGGAAAAUUUACAACCAAGAGUGACGUUUGGUCCUUUGCAGUCACUCUAUGGGAAGUUCUGACUUUUGCCAAGGAUCAGCCAUAUGACGCUCUUACAGAUGAAAUGGUGAUCGAAAAUGCUGGGCAUUACUAUAGAAAUGAUAAACAAGAGGUCUACCUGCCUCAUCCACCAAAUUGUCCCAAAGAAAUCUAUGACUUAAUGUGCGAAUGUUGGAACCGUAGCGAAAGUGCUCGACCGACAUUUAGAGAAAUUCAUAUGUUUCUUCAGCGCAAAAACAUGGGUUAUAAUCCUAAAGACGAGAAAAUGAAUCAGUUAAAAGUUCCAAUAUGUUGACUAAGAGAACCGAGUUAUAUUCGGAAACAUUUAAAUACUAGUCAACAAGUAGUUAAAUUAAACAUGCUGUGAUUUCCCGUAAGACUUCUUGUGAGAAGACAUUUAGCCAAUAUGGCUA